CACAGCUGGAGUUGACUUCCGCAAUCCUGAUGGAUAAAUGUAGCACCCUUAGUCUUCUGCUCACAGUAACCACACUUCCUGUCUGAAAGGAGCCUAGACAACAGAUUCUCAGCCACAGGAUGUGGGUGUUCAAGUUUCUACUGCUACCCGUGUUGAGCUUUGCUCUCUACCCUGAGGAAAUGCUGGAUACCCAGUGGGAGCUAUGGAAGAAGACCCACAGGAAGCAGUAUAACAGCAAGGUAGAUGAAAUCUCUCGGCGUUUAAUUUGGGAAAAAAACCUGAAGCAUAUUUCCAUCCAUAAUCUUGAGGCCUCUCUUGGUGUCCAUACAUAUGAACUGGCCAUGAAUCACUUGGGAGACAUGACCAGUGAGGAAGUGGUUCGGAAGAUGACAGGACUCAGAUUACCACCACCCUCUGAGUCCCACAGUAACGACACUCUCUACAUCCCAGAGUGGGAGGGCAGAGCCCCCGACGCCAUCGACUAUCGAAAGAAAGGAUAUGUUACUCCGGUCAAAAAUCAGGGUGACUGUGGUUCCUGUUGGGCUUUUAGCUCUGCGGGUGCCCUGGAGGGCCAGCUCAAGAAGAAGACUGGCAAACUCUUAAAUCUGAGUCCUCAGAACCUUGUGGAUUGUGUGUCUGAGAAUUAUGGCUGUGGAGGCGGCUAUAUGACCACUGCCUUCCGCUACGUGCAGACGAAUGGGGGCAUUGACUCUGAAGAUGCUUAUCCAUACGUGGGGCAGGAUCAAAGUUGUAUGUACAACCCGACAGCAAAGGCAGCUAAAUGCAGAGGGUACCGAGAGAUUCCUGUGGGGAACGAGAAGGCCCUGAAGAGAGCAGUGGCUCGGGUGGGGCCUAUCUCUGUGUCAAUUGAUGCGAGCUUGACCUCUUUCCAGUUUUAUAGCAGAGGUGUGUACUAUGAUGAAAAUUGCGACCGUGAGAAUGUGAACCAUGCCGUGUUGGUGGUGGGCUAUGGCGUGCAAAAGGGAAACAAGCACUGGAUAAUUAAAAACAGCUGGGGAGAAAGCUGGGGAAACAAAGGAUAUAUUCUCUUGGCUCGGAAUAAAAACAAUGCCUGUGGCAUUACCAACCUGGCCAGUUUCCCCAAGAUGUGAUCCAGCCAGCCUAGACGUCCUGUUCUCCUGUUCCUUCUUCCAUGGUGCCAUGUGGUGGUGUAUUUGGAAAGGAGUUGAGAAAGGGCUGCUGAAGUGGGCGUGCUCCUGGUGACACCUCUGUAACUGUCCCUCUCUCCACCCACUUCUCUGAGGCGAAGAUCUGGUCCCGACUCACUGGGUUCUGCUGUCUGGGGGCUGAUACUGUGUAGAUAAACAGUGGAGGUCUCCAGCAGGCUGGAGUGACCUCCCCAAGUCCCUGUCUCCAGUGCCGAGAUUCACAAACCUGUUCAUAAUUCUCUGACAUAUUUGCAUGAUAUAAGAAAUGUAUGUUCUUUCCCUUCUUUGCAUUUGAAAUAAAGUAUCUCAUUUACAAUUUAAUAAAUGACAUUGU
Microtus oregoni (creeping vole) is the source of this 1503-nucleotide messenger RNA. RefSeq names its product cathepsin K. Gene Ontology annotation, biological process: immune response. Gene Ontology annotation, molecular function: cysteine-type endopeptidase activity. Gene Ontology annotation, cellular component: lysosome. Lineage: Eukaryota; Metazoa; Chordata; Mammalia; Rodentia; Cricetidae. The transcript is spliced from 8 exons. The coding region runs from base 120 to 1112 and encodes 330 amino acids. The record is from RefSeq and is a predicted model, not a curated record.